Messenger RNA from Racocetra persica, 872 nucleotides. Lineage: Eukaryota; Fungi; Glomeromycota; Glomeromycetes; Diversisporales; Gigasporaceae. The record is from the annotation of a GenBank genome assembly.
AAGAUAAAAAUAACGAAAGAAUUUCAAUAAACCUACCUGAUGAAGUUACGGAUAACGAUAGUAAUAUUGAUUUGUACCGUGGCAACAUGGAUGAUGAGGCCUUGACUGAAGACGAUGAAGCGUCAUUUGAAAACGAUGGAUUCAUCACACUAAAAAAAGGCCAAAGGUUUGAUGAUUUUGAUCAUGCAGAGAAGCACAUACGAAACUAUACAGAAUAUAUGGGUUUCAAGAUAGUAAUGAGGCGAAGUACGGUAGUUCAAACUAAUGAAGAUGAGAAAAACCAUUUGUAUAAUAGACGUAAAUCGUGGGCCCGUGGAUUUACAACUACAUUGUUUACACUUGGUAUCGAAUCUACAUCAUUUGUAGAAAGUCAAAAUGCAUGCCUUAAACACAUUAUUGAAAGUAGCAACACAUCUCUUUAUGAACUUGGAAAAGUUCUAAUAGACAGUGUUGAAGACAAUAUAAGACAGAAGCACUAUGAAGAAAUAACUAGAGGUGUCCCUUUUACGGUUAAUACCAUAACAAUUUUUACAAAAAUUGAAUCACUUAUCAGUCGUUACUUGCAUCCAAAUGUAGUACAAUUUUUGGUUGGUCAAAUGAAGGAGAGUGUAUUUUACAUUUCAUUCCGUUCUAAUAUUGAAGAAAUUCAAAACAUGACCAUGAAUAAGCCAUCUGAGAGUGAUAAUUUUAAAAACGAACCAGAUUGUGUGUUUUUAUGUGCUCAAUUUCUUCUUCAGCAAUUGGAUUGUUCUAAUAUUAAAGAGGUGUGGAAAGUUUCUAGAGUUACAAGGCAAAAUAUCAAUCAUGUGGUUUUUUGUCUUACAGACGGAUCAUAUAGUUGUACUUGUUUGUUACAACAGAAGCAGGGACUG